Molecule: messenger RNA, 6086 nt
Organism: Patiria miniata (bat star)
Lineage: Eukaryota; Metazoa; Echinodermata; Asteroidea; Valvatida; Asterinidae
Exons: 4
Coding region: 519-1001 (160 amino acids)
Source: RefSeq, a predicted model, not a curated record
GUGGGUUAAAAAGCCGAUACACAGGCUUUCUGUUGCUAAGAACCGGAGUGAAAUGCUAAAUGUAACAAUAGCAGGUGCUUACAUCAAAGGCCUUCGGUAUACAGUAAAUUAGGUUGAUCGCCCGUCAGUCGCGAGUAGCAGGUAUGAUUAUUUGAUGACAUUGUUAUAAUGUGGUGUGGGUUUUCGGCUGAUGAUGCGGCAAUAAUUCUCCGUAUUCGUCAGGGCUCGGUGUGUGUGGUUUCGCUGUCAGAUACGCAAUGGUAUGGAGUCAUGUAGUGGGCGGAUUACUUUCUCAUUCUAAUUGAAUGCCGUUCAUGAUAAAAGCGAUCACUCCUGGCUACCGUCUCAGCAUUCGUUCAGUGCAUUCACCCGGUUGCUCAUCGUACUUUUUCGUUGCUUCACUUUGAGUGCAAAAACAAUCUCAAGACUUUUCAGCACUUCCAAAUUGCCAUCGGAAUCCUCUGGUGUUCGGGGAGAAACGCUAUUGCUGCAGAAGAAAAUUGUACCGGGGCUGCAGGAUGCGGACGGCCACACUUUUCGUCUUACAGACAGUAGUUGUCAUCGGGUACCUGGCCUGCACAUCGACGGCAGGGAACGCCUGCUGCAAAGGCACAUGUCAUGAGAUCCCCAAAGGCUGCAAUUGCCCCUACAAGGCAGUGUUGUGCGGGGAGUUAAACACACUUACCAUGGGAAAACGGAAAUCGGGAGACCCUUACCAGACAGUAAUGUCGCCACAGCAGCAGCAGUACCAACAACGAAGACCGCAACUGCCUCAUUCCCGAGCGGACAGGCGGCUAGAUGAUGGCAGGAUUGUAGGCGUUUUGAAUAAUCUUUUGAAACUCUUGAAGGAGACGCAUCAAGCCGACCAAGAUGCGUUCGAUGUACAAGACCAGAACGACAAUGAGGACUGGGAGGCGGUGACGUCAAGUAGGAAACAAGCAUCUGAGCAUGCGCAGAAUGUGUUCCGCCGCCAAUCACUUUUCGCAGAAGACGUAUAUUGAAGACUUUCAAUUGAUCGCUUAUAUGAGAAACAUUGAAAUAUUUUGUUGUUGCUUUCUUCAAAUUGAAAUUUGACUUUGGCCCUUUGUCUCUUUAUAUAGUAUCACAUUUUUGAGCUUCUGGUACAUUUUUGUACAUCCAGCACAGACUUUAAACAUCAGCCGAGCGCCUUGAGAUUGUAAAAAACUCUGAAAGAAAAUAUUUUAUUAGCUUGCGAAGAAACAUUUCUUUGAAUAUUGAUCAUAUAUAUUAGGCCUGAUUAUGAUAAACGUCAUCUGCGCUACUUUUCUAAACAAACUCGCACUUUAAUUUCCCAUUAUGAACACGUCAUGUGUCCCAAUGUCUAUUUUACUUUGAAAAGAGAUAUCUAAAAAAGAGAAAAGGCCAUUAGCCAUACAUUUUCGUUGGCUGCAAGGGCACAGUAGUAAUUCCCCUGAGGUUGGUGAAGUUUAAUCUUUCUCGUAUUAAGUGGAACACCACUAUACUGUAUAAAGAAUCCACUAAAAGGUUUCAGCCUUUUUGGAAAAAUUUGAUCUAUGGCAUGUAAAUUGGGUUCCAAAGGUAACGUUUGCUGUCGUCUGCAAAGGUUCAGCGUGUAACAGCUAGCGUUCUGCAGUGUGCACACAGACAUACGCGUAUUGCAUGUAACACCAUUAUUGCAGUGUCUUUCAUUUUUGCCACAGUUUAAAACGACAUUUUGCGCAUCUGAUAUUGCUGGAUACCUUGCUUGACAUUUUCCAAGUUUCUGGAUGGAUCCGUUUGUCCAUUCGCGUGUAUUUUGUUGAUGGACAAUAACAGGGAAAUGUAAUGAGAAUCAUUAUAUCCAUGUACAAUCGUAUAGCUCAAUUACCGAGAAAGUUAAAUAUAAAGCAAUACUAACAAAUAACAGUGAAUAAUCGUAAAUACUACAUGUUGAUAUGAUCCUUUCCAGCACAUCCUAAUUGUUAAAAAAAAUCUUUAAAAACGUGGCCAUUUUUGUCAGUUAAGUACUAGGUCCUCUUAAUGGGAGUGAAACUAACCCAUACUUUAUGGUUAUCAGUCAUUUGAUCAUUGAUUAAAUAUUUAUAUCUACAGAUGUAUCUCCGUGUUUCCGAAAAUCGGAAGCAUAUUAAAGUGAUUUCUUUGUUCAUGUUGUAUUACUAGGAUGACAAAGCUAUAGGAAUGUAGUAUUGGAAUUCCCGCUAUUGGAAUACACGCUAUUAAUUACUUCUGUCCAAAAUAUGGUACUAAGGCACAGUGUGCACGGUGAACACAACGUGGUCACGCAAAUGUAGUUGAUGUAUAAGUCCAUACUAUGGCUUGCUUUACCUAAUAGAAUUGGCGUUAUAAUUGUACUGUCGGCAUUUGGUAUGCAGAAUUUGAAAUAAUUUCACGCAUUUGACGGGUUUGCUCAAUACAAAUGUCAUAGGAUGACCUUCAGCUCUUUGUCUUCAGCAUUUUCGUCUCAAGUGAAAGCCAUGAAUAUGUUUACAAAAGAAGCUUUUUCAGGAUUUGAAGCAGCCAAGAAAGCCAAUAGAGAUUAUUCUAAUAUAUACUUAAAAUGUUAUAUCUAUGUAAACUGUGUUCUGUUACUUCACCAUCAUCUUUCUGUUUUCUCUGACAAUUCGUAACCAUCCUAACACAGGCUUCUUAACUAUAUGUGUAAGAAAAUUUGGAGAUACCUUAAUUACAAUAUUCCAUUCCAACGUUCUCCUUAUCGUUUUAUAUUAUAAAAAAGUGGCAUUGCUGUCACUGGGGACAAAACCAUUUAGCACAUGGUUCCACAUAAAGGAAAGUUGUGAAAAUCUACACCCCACACCCUACAAGUGAGGGGAAUUUCAAAUUAAUCUCAAUCGGCUCUGAUGAUGGGUAGGGUAACCCCUCAAACGUUCUAGACAGGGCACAUGGACAUUUUUAUUGGGAACUGCCACCGUCGUUACGACAAUUAGAUUAAAUAAUUCGAGGUGUUUUAUUUAACCACUAUUUAAACCAUGAUUGUAAAAUUACUUUGGUCGUAAAGGAUUAAUAAAGCUCAGUUAAGAAGCUCAUGUAGUAGUUAACAUCUUUGAGACUGAUACAAAAAGGAUCUUGUGACCAUGACGAGAAAUUGUAGUUUAUCACCCAUAAUUGUUGUGCAUUUUUUUCUUGUAUCAAAAAAUCCGUUAACUGUUCCAGAAUUAUACAACCCAGCGACUUGAAACCUUUUUUUGUCUGAUGUUUGUGGUGAAAAACACGACGAUGACGAACUCCUAAAGGUCAGAAUAAUUCCUGCGCGGCACUGUUGCAGAUUUUAAAAUUCAAAUAUACACUCUUAGAGCCCUGGAAAGCAUAAAACUUAAUGACAUUCCACAAAAAUUAACUGGGGCUGAAAGGGCGAGAGAAGAGUAUCGGGACAAUGCGUCACAGAGAGGAACAAAUAAACAGCUCGAAACUAUGAGCCUCAUAAAUAUCGUCUUCAAUGAACAAAGGGCAGUGACACAUUCAGAUCGAUGCUCUCGCAAAUGAUAUAAAGCUUUGCCAUUUCAUACACAAAGAAUGAAGCAUAACCAUUGCAGGUAGACCCUGUCUCCUUCGUGUUAGUCUAUAAUGGGAGCCAGUUUUGGUUGUUGCCAUACAGCGAAAUUUGUGCGAUGUGAGUUUGUGCACAUAAAACACUAAAUAACAUUAUUUCGCUACCAAUUAGUUCAUAAUUCUCUAGUACCCACCGGUCUCACUUUUAAGAACUAACAAAAACGAAGAUACUCUAAACAAAAAUAUGUGAGUCUAGUUGAGCAUUACAUCGUGACAUAUAUAGAUAAAGAAAUUACAUGAGUUGUUAUUUUUUUUCUGUGAAGAUUUUUGUGAUGAUUCUCAUACGACAAAAUUUAUCGGGUUUUUUUUAAAGAAAAGCUGCCCAAAUGAAUUGAUGCAAUCACCUGUUUCUGUUAAGUCCGAGCACUCUCUACGAUAAAUGUGUGUCGUAAUGUCGAUUACUGCACUGUUCCCGUGGGUUGGGAUGUGAGUGUUAAGGGACGGCAGCAUUGACAGAUGAAUGCGACAAAAACAAUCUAUCUUGAUCACUUAAGGCUCGGUCUACUAAUGGUGGUCUGUGAACCGUACGCAAUGUAUUGUAAAUCUUUGCACAGAAGUCCCUGAUGAGAAAUCGACGGCAAAAAUUAAUUGAUUGAAUGUUGCGCUUUUUGCCCCUUUUUCCCCAUGGAACACCCUAGCAUGUGAGUCAGCCGGCGCCUAAAUUAAUGUCCACGCCGACUUACAAAGACGGAAAUGCCACAAAUUGAAAUUGCUGCGAUUCCACGCAGGUAGGAGCGUGUGACUGACCUGAACAAGCCAUUUAUGAGUGGAAUUCUUUAAGUCCGACUUUAUCCCAAAGCCUGUUUUUCUCCCACCAAUUAAACCAUUAUAAUCAUUGUCCAUUUCAACGGCAAUAGCUAAUUGAAAGGUUCUGAUAACCCUUGCUUUGUUUGCAGUCCCCUUGAAAACCUCACACGUCCCACGCACUAGACGCUUCAUAGUGCACUUUUGUUUAAAGUUAAAGGCAGCGACACUUUUCAUCAAUGCUCGCCCGAUGAAACAAUUAAUUAAAGCUAAACUCUGUCAAACACUCGGACUUCCAAUUGUCACCACCUUGGAAUAUCAGUUGUUUGACUAUCAGUAAUGAUGAACCGUUUCCUGUACAGCUAUCACUGUUAAUAAAUUAGGCGCCAUUGCGCGCCUCGUUGAUUAAAGGGGAAAAUGGAUUUUCGGCCAUUAUGUAUAGCACGAUAAAACCCAUACGGAGCAGAUAUUUCCUUGAGGCAAAAAGCAAUUUUCCAGGAUACUAGUUACAUGUUCUAUACGCUUGAAAGAACUAGAGAAUGGCUGGCAUAUUUUAAUAUGUACAAUGGUACGCGAGAAGUGACUGAGAGUGGCACUAGCAUGGAUGAGGAAGAGAGAGGGACUUAUUGGUACAAUUAUUGGGGCAAAUUUUACCGAGCUUCUAUCUAGAAAUCAGGACACAUUGCUUAGCAACUUUACGUCCUAAUAUAAACAAAACUGCAGCUGAUAGACAUUCACCAGCAAAGUGAACCACAUGACAAUUUUAUUAGUAACCCCUUUGAUAAUUAAUGUUUCUACUUGGCCAAUUUCUGUGCUCAGCAGCUCCACGAAAUUAGCCCUAUAGCACGGGCAGGUGCUGUCACCUAGCACGUGCAGAUGCUGUUACCUGCACGUACAGGUGAUGUUACCUAUAGCACGUUCAUGUGCUGUUACCUAGUACGUGCAGAUGCUGUCAUCUAGCAGGUGUAUGUGCUGUUACCUAGUACGUGCAGGUGAUGUUACCUAGUACAUGCAGGUGCAAUACCUGGCACGUGUAGGUGAAGUCACCUGCACGAGUAUACUAUGAGGGUAUGAGAAAUGUUACAAUUACUAUACUGGUAUUCCUAUCUGAAUGAUGAGUGAGGGACCUGGAAGGGUGAUGAUGGUAUGGGUGUGAGUCCGUCUCAACAGAGAGGUACGAGGUGAUUGGAGUAUGAUUUUGAUUGGAACGAGCGGGUGUGCUCGGAGGAGUGUAUAUGGCGAAUUGACUGGGCCCAAGUAGAUAUUCGAUUAGGCCCAAGAAGGAAUAGAGUUUGCCACACCUACGACUGACACAUUCUGCUAGUGUCUGUUUCUAAUACCCCAGGUAAAGUUGUUGAAGAAAACAUAACAAAAUCAGAGAUAACAGUUACUCGGUGCUUGAUUUGCGGCCAUUAAGACAUAAAAGUUAACAAAUACAGUAUUAAAGCUUAUCAAGUUGCAAUCUCGGGUUCAAGUUGUGACAAACACCUGACGUGCUGAGUUAAUACUUUUGACCCAAAAUAUACCUACUGUAAGUAUAGACUAGUGCAUUAAAACCCUGCCCAUGUAUUAAAUACAUACCUUUUGCAUUAUAUGUCCUUUGCGAAAUCUAAUUAUGUCUUGGAAACGCUUGAUAUGGGAACAUUGACGCACGUGUUAUGUGAUUUAUUGCUUGUAAAUAUUCGCUUUUUCGCUUCAUGUGUGUUAAAAUUUAAAUACGAAUAUUUAAAAGUUCUUAUGGGUUAUAUUAAAACAGAAUUAGGGCCUAUGUUCAUUAAAACUCGCAUUGAAAA